This is a messenger RNA of Seriola dumerili (greater amberjack), 430 nucleotides long. Its product is annotated as agouti-signaling protein-like. The coding region runs from base 1 to 408 and encodes 135 amino acids. Gene Ontology annotation, molecular function: type 1 melanocortin receptor binding; neuropeptide hormone activity. Gene Ontology annotation, cellular component: extracellular region. Lineage: Eukaryota; Metazoa; Chordata; Actinopteri; Carangiformes; Carangidae. The record is from RefSeq and is a predicted model, not a curated record. The transcript is spliced from 3 exons. Gene Ontology annotation, biological process: hormone-mediated signaling pathway; positive regulation of feeding behavior; adult feeding behavior.
AUGAAGCUGGCAGUCUUCUGUUUGUGCAUUCUGCAUGUGACCUUCGUCAGUGCCGGACUCUUCACCCGCAACGAUCUUCAAGCCGUCCACAGUACACUGUCAGUGAACAGGGCCCAAGUCCCCCAGAGCGCAGGGUCUUUGAACCAAGGCAGACAGAGACCACUGUUCGCAAGGAGAGGACAGUAUGAAAGGCAGAGUGUCCCGAAAUCCAGAGUGGUUCCUGCCUCUCCAAAUCGCUCCCCUUCUCCUCCUCCUCCUCCCCCUCCUAAAGUGACACCCAAACCUGUGGAGUUCAAGUGCUCGUAUCUUAAACAAAGCUGUUUACCCCAGUCUGGCUGCUGUGAACCAUAUGCAACAUGCCACUGCCGCUUCUUCAAUGCAAUCUGCUUCUGCCGGAGGACAAAGUGACAAUACGAGAAGAAAUCAUAAA